Molecule: messenger RNA, 1527 nt
Organism: Cutaneotrichosporon cavernicola
Lineage: Eukaryota; Fungi; Basidiomycota; Tremellomycetes; Trichosporonales; Trichosporonaceae
Exons: 2
Coding region: 1-1527 (508 amino acids)
Source: RefSeq, a predicted model, not a curated record
AUGGCCACAGGCCGCUACGUUCCACCGCACAUGCGGAACCGUGGGCCCGCCCCCCCUGGGCCCGCCCCCCCAUCUCCCUCCACCUCCACAUCCCGGUACACUCCCUCGCAAACCGGCGCCCACUCGCAAAGAGAUGCUUCCAGUCCACGCGGGCACGCCCGUCCCCUCUGGUCUAAUGGGGAUCGCGAACGCGAACCACGUUCAGACAUCAACAUCAAUCGCGCCGACCGCGCCGACUCGCUCAACCCUAGAGGACCAGCACCAACACUGCACGUGUUCGGAGAUAGCUUUGCCGGCCCGUUCAAGCUGCUCGACUCGGGGUCGGCGCGUGUGCGCUCAUUCAAAGGCGCGAGUGCCAAGGGCCUCAACAACCCCAAGUCAAUCAAGCAGGUAUCAAACGACCUCGUGCCCCUCCUCAACCAGCUCCUUGCACCCCCACCAUACGCCUACCUCCCGCCAGCAGGGCGAUAUGCCCUGCUUCUCUUUGGCAACGUGGAUUUACAGAUCAACUACCUGUGGCAGCUGCAGCACAAGCCCAUCGUUCCCGCCACAUGGGACGAGCACAUCGAGUACACCGAGGAAGAGAGUGCAAUCUCCACACCCGCGGAGAACCUGCUGGCGAGCGCGACGGAGACUGUGGGCCGCGGACCGGCAUUGGGUCCAGAACGGUUCGUUGACAACGUCACACGCGCGUACAUGGCCUGGCUUGAGCGCGAGGUCGUGAACGGGCCCAUUGGGCGGCGCGCCGCCGAGGUUGCGGCCCAAGCGAACGGUGAGAACCGCGGCGUCAGGAGACUCGCGCCCACCAAGGUUCUCGUUGGUGCUGCCCUCCCCCCACUCAUCCAGGAUGACACGCUUCCGCAGAUCCCCGGCAAGUACGUCGAACGCUUAGAGGAGGAUCAUGCGAAGGCGCAGCGUGCGCUCGAGCGCGGCUCCGGUGGUACUAGCGAGCGCAUCUCGCGCACCCCGUGGGCCAAGGUGGGCUCCUCGCCAACUCUUGGGGUGGAGGAGGAUCUGGCCAAGGUGUCCUUGAACGGCGGCGCGUCGCCGGCUGACUCUGCGCCAAAGGUGUCGGUCGCAGACCUCAUUGCACACGACCCAGCCCUGUGCACCAAGACCGUGCGCAUCGCCAUGACGAACCGUUUCAACGCAUCUCUCCGUGACUUCUGCGCCAAGCACCCAACCAUGCUUGAGUUUGUGGACAUUGCCGACGACAUGCUGGCUGCCGAUGCUGCCGAGCGCGAAAGCACCGGCGACCCGGCGCCCGAGAUUGCCGGCGAGGUGGACCGCGCUGUGUGGGCAUGUCCCGUCGACUUGAGCAACAUUCACCCGCUGUGGGAGCCGACUCUGCCUCUCUGGCUCAAGAAAUUGCAGCCGAUUGGCGUGCCGACCGAUUCAUUCACGUACGCCGCCGACGCAGAGGAGACGAUGCGCGCCUACGAGGAGGACAAGAAGCGGCGGAUGAACAAGGCCGACAACGAGUCUCGGUUGGACGGCGGGGACCGGAUCAAGCUCCGCGACGAGUAG